Messenger RNA from Microcebus murinus (gray mouse lemur), 4263 nucleotides. Lineage: Eukaryota; Metazoa; Chordata; Mammalia; Primates; Cheirogaleidae. The record is from RefSeq and is a predicted model, not a curated record.
UGAAGGCCUGGGCCCUAGUCAGUGGGCCCAAAGGACACUCCCACAGCUCAGUUGCUUUAGGGCAACAAUGCGAUUCAGAAGAUGGAGAAUCAUCUCUUUUCUCUGAAAAGCUUUAGUGCCUCAUGGCUGAGCCCGAGCCCCACUUCCUGGGUGGUGGACAUCACCCUGGGCCUGCUGUGUGGGCUGGGGCUCUUCCUCCUGUUACUGCCCUGCCUCAAGAGUGAUCCAUCCUCACCACCACCUGGGCAGAAAAGAAACAGCAGGAAGCAUCCAGUGGAGAAGAGCGGGAGGCCCAGGAGCAGGAAGAAGAGCUGUGCUCUGAGAGUUUGUAGAGACUGCCUGAGGGAACUGGAGGGGGCUCAGGACCUGACUUCACUUCUACAGAGCCACCUGGGCCAGCUCCCUGACAAGGGGGGCUUUCAUCAGCUUUCGUGUCCAGCCCCCCUGGAGGAGGUGAGCAAUCCAGCGCCUGCCAGCACCCACCGGCCCCAUGGGGAGAGUGUGGAAGAUGCUUCUCCUGCCACCUCCACCCGGUUGGCGUCCCUGGCCCAGUGCCCUCCACUUCUGGCUUCCACCCUGUCAGUCGAACCUCAAGGAGACCAGUCUGACAUGAAGAGAGUCCCCCCGGCCACGGUCCCAGAGAGCUCACCUCCAGGUUUGGCGCCUCCUGUCUGGGUCACUUCAGGCCUUGAAUGCACCAUCCUGUUCCUGUGCUGGUGGUGGGCGACUGCCAAGGCCCUGUUCUUCCCCACCUCGCAGGACAGCAAAUCCCACCAGCCACCAGAGGCUUGUUUCUGGGGAGACUCCACACACAGGCAGAGGGAGGCUGGCAGCCCUGCCUUCCUCCACCCCAACAUCCGGAAGCUCCUGGAGAUGCUCAUCACCAAGAGAGCAGAACUGACGCUGUGGGAGGAGAAAGAAAAGGAGGGGCCAUUUCUGAAACAAAUGAGGCCAGACUACCCCCAGGCUGCUCUGGGGAAUAGGUCAGUGUCACCUGUCCAGGAGUGGGACACCACAGCUACACACUGCUUCUGGAACAUGACAGACAAACUAGAGCAGCUGCCUGGCCCACAGCAGCUCCCCCAUCCCAAGGCCAUGGGGGACCAUUUCCAGCAGAAAUGCAGCCAGCUCUUUUGGGGCCUCCCCUCUCUGCACAGCGAGUCCCUGGUGGCUACUGCCUGGGUCCCUAGGACGUUUCCCUCAAAAUCACAUCUCUCUGUUUCAUUCAAAGAAGUCCCUAACUUUUUUCCAGCUAAAACUUGGGCUAAAGCACCUUCACAGCCUCCCCAGGCCCAGCUCUGGCCCGAGCAUGUGGCCCAGCCCCAACCUUUGACGCAAACCUUGCCCAAGCCCCUGCUCCCACCUGUGGAUGAGAUCCACACCCAGGCCCCUCUCCCAGCCUCUCCCCCGGACAUACCAUACUUCCCUCCACCCCCGCGUAGUAAAGGGGACCUUACAGGAGACUAUAGAACACUCUGUCCUGCCUCCCAGGAGAAGGCACAAUUCCUCAUCCCAACCGAAAGUGAACAUCUGGAAUGGCCCUUGCAGAAUCGACUGAAAUGGAAGAGGAUUUUACCCUCGCUGCUCAAAAAAGCUCAAGAAGCUUUUAACCAACCCAUUCCUGACUUUCCCCAGGACAGCUGGGCCUCCCAGAGCCACAAGUCAGCCCCCACCCUUCCUGGGCCUUUCAUUGGCUCUGAGCACCAGGAGCAGCAGAAGCAAAAUACUCAGAGGACUUUCAUCCCAGAUAGACAGGAGUCAGGCCCUCCCCGCAGAUCCCAGGCAUCAGGGGAACUGAUGCAGACUCAGGGUGAGUUCCUGGGGCUGGGCCAGUUCCAGCCUCCUGUGUUUGCGGCAGGUGGAAGCAGCAGGGAGGUCCUGAAGGUGAGGUCCAGGCGCUCUGAGAGAUUCUCUCAGAAGGGUUCCAUGAGUGUCAAAGAAGACAAGGACCCAAGCAGGGAUCUAGGGCAAGAUCUGGAGAGGGGCCCAGAAGAUUCAUGCACAGGUUCAAGAAAUGCUUCAGUGAAGGUUCUGGAGGAUGAUGAGGAGAAGCCAGAAGAUAAUGACUGGAUUAGGCCCCAGAGGUAUAAAUCAGGAAGUUACCUACUCAGGGGCCCAGAGAAGCCGCAUGCUGAAAAAAACCUGAAGUCCCAUUUGGAGUGGAAGUUGGGGGAGAUCGAGGGCACAGUCCCUGUGCCUGUGCCUGGGUCCCAGCGUACUGCCAGCCAUGCCAUUGUCAAGUCUGACAUCCUCACAAAGCCCAGAUAUCUAGCAUCCCAGGGGGGUUGGAAAUACUGUGUGAACACCUCCCAGGAGAUUUUCUUCCUCGAUCCGUGCAUUCAGCAGAUGCUAGAAGCACAUGUUACAAGGUUUCAGGUGAGGCACAGGUGGGGUUCGAACCUCCAGUCCCUGGAGCCCGUAAAUCUCAAGGCUCAACCCCCACCCUUUGCAUACUCCACCCUUCUCCCCUGGGAGGUCGGUGAAUUUGGGGACAACUCCAUAGCCAAGGUUGCCAAUUUCCUGGAACGUUCCUGGAAAGGCCCAGGAGAGAAGGUGAUAAAAAAACAGUCAGUCCUCACCCUGACUGGUUUUCUCUCUGCCCCAUCACCUGUGGGGGAGGAAGUCCAGAGAGACCUGACAGGGACCCAGUCUGAGGACCACCAUGGGUGCUCAGAGGCCCCUCUGACUGGACAAGAGGGCAGGUGGCCUUCUCAUCCCCUCACUUGCAGCUUCAUGAGCAGAAUGUGGCAUCGCACUACUGUCCUGGGGACCGGGAGAGGCAGCCCAGAGCUGGGUCCAAGUCCAGCAAUGGCCAGGCAUGAGGCAUGGGAGGGGAAAGAGAGCAUGGCCUCAGGAGACCCCUGCAGCAGCACCGCAAUGCUGGCGCUCACCGUCGGGUCCCAGUCUUCAGGGGCCAAGGAGGCCAUGGAGCCAGUGGAGGCUGAGGAGGAGAAGACCCCCGCUUGGAAAGUCACCUUGGGAGCCAGUGUGAUGGCAAAUUCCCAAACUGCUCAUGUAAAUCUCAGUUCAGGAUCUCUGGAGACCAAUAAAAUCUCCCCACUCUCUAGAAUUUCUGGUACUCAGGAUCCAGGAGAGCCACACCUGAAAGCACAGGUUGUCGGUAAGUUUGAGUUCAAAGUGCAGGUAAAGACAGAGAACCAGCUUCAAGGCCCUGCCACCGGCGUCCUCCUCCAAGACUGUGCCUCUGGCCUGAGUUUUCGAGGCCGCCACACCAACAUGCUCCUCCCUGAAGACAUGCUGCCAUCCCAGGCCCCUCUGUCUGAUUCCCAGAAUGUGCCCAGUAGGGAUAUGUCAGCUUCCCAGGGUUUUUGUGACUCUGCAUGGAAGGGAGGCAGCAGCCAGGGGCAGCAGGAGCCCAGAAGCCCAAAAGUCAAGGCCCUGGGGAAGAGUCAGAGCAUGAUGCUUGGCCCUACUGACAAGAGACCCAAACAAGGGCAGCAGGAACAAACACCUACAAGACCAAGAGCCUCCCAAGCCAGUGGGAUAAGGCGCCCUGGCCAGGUCAGGGAAAUAAGAGAAACCCAUGGGAGCAAAUACUCUCAGUUUCUGGGAAAGAAGGAACAGGCACCUCCAGAAAGCCACUCAGGGAGCCCGCAGUGUCUGGACCCCAGUAAAAAAAUCACACGGCAGGAAGCUCCCCUGCAGAAAAACAAGCUUGCAUCGGCCAGAGCCGGGAGCCCGGGGCCAGCCCCAAGAAGACUGUCCAGCAAUGAUGCUGAAGUCCAGGCAGUCAUUACACUUGUUGGACAGAUCCUAGUGGAGAAACUGGGGCGUCGGCAAGGACGUGGUCCCUCAGAGUUCAAUUACCACAAAGAACUCCAGGCCCGAGGGGAUAGGCAGUCCUGCUACCCCAGGGAUCCCUCCCACUCAGAGCAAAAGAAAGCAAUCACAGAUAAGGCCUGCAGUCACCAUGCCACCCCCAUGGGCCACAGCGAUCCUGUCAAGAAUAGGUGGGUCCAAGACAGGGAGAGCAAUUGGGUCUCCCAGCCCAGGGAGCCUAUGGCCCCAGCCAGUCCCUACCAGCCUGGGCAAAGGGUGGCAAGAGCCUUCAGCCACCUUCCCAAUUAGCCAACAUGCUUGUCUGGUCAACCAGAUCAUGCUUCUCAUGCCUUCCAGGUGGGAAAAGUUUUCUUCCAGAAAAAACUGGGGACAUGCAGAGAAAACCUGUUUGCACAACCCCUAUAUGCUAAUGGCUUCUUAUCAAGACAUAUUGCUUCCUAAUAGAUGUGCUUUUUCCCAUCA